Messenger RNA from Sus scrofa (pig), 3919 nucleotides. Lineage: Eukaryota; Metazoa; Chordata; Mammalia; Artiodactyla; Suidae. The record is from RefSeq and is a predicted model, not a curated record.
CACGCGCACCAGCGCCGCGCCGCGCCGCGCCGCGCCGCAGUCGCUUCCUGUCGGUGCCCAGGUCACAGCUGUCCCUCGUUCCCAGUCUCUGGCCUCUGGCGGGCGAGGAUUCCCGGCCUGCGGCCUGGGCCGGAGGAGUCUGGAGGGCGGCGGUGCAGGGGCGGCGGAGCCCGGGCCGACCGGCUUCAGCACGCGGCACACUGAGGCCCCCGAAGGCCGAUUUGGGCUCCGGGAGGGAGUUCGCCUGAAGGGAGCCUGUGUUGUAGGCCCAGAACCGGCCCUUCGGGCCCAGCGGCCUCCAGAGGCGGAGAGGAGGAACCCAGGGAAAGGAGCUCGCCGGAGGGGCAGCCCCUGGCCCGGAGCCUCGGGAGCUCGGGGCGGGUCAGCGAGUCCCAGGGGGUCCACUUGAUAGCUUAUGCUUUACCAAGAGCAGCAGAAAAUGAAUGAACCCCAGGAGCCAGUGUCAUUCAAGGAUGUGGCUGUGGAUUUCACCCAGGAGGAGUGGCUGCAGUUGGAUGCUGAUGAGAAGACCACCUACCGGGACGUGAUGCUAGAGAACUACAGCCACCUGGUCUCUGUGGGGUACGACAGCACCAAACCCAACGUGAUCAUCAGGUUGGAGCAAGGGGAGGAGCCUUGGGUGGCAGACAGUGAACUCCCUCAGCAAUGUCAUCCAGAAGAAGUCUGGAAAGUUGAUGACCUGAUAGAGAUAAUCCAAGAACAUGAAGACGAAUGUUCAAACCAAGCUGUUUCUAUCAACAGCAGAACCCCGAUUGAAGAAAAAGAGAAUGCGUUUGAUAAAAUGUAUAGCAUGGAAACAGGCCUUGUUCCUUCAAGCAUAUUCUCUCAUAAUUGUGUCUCAUGUGGAAAGACUUUGGAAUCUGCUUCAGAAUUAAUUAUUAGUGAUGGAAGCUAUGCAAGAAAGAAACCUAAUGAGUGUAGUGAAUGUGGGAAAACAUAUGAUGGAGGGAAACUCUAUGAAUUUCAUCAAAAUGGGGAAACCUGUUCUCAGAAUGAAGAAAGUAUUCAGAAAAUUAAUAUUUUGGAGAAACCCUUUGAAUAUAAUGAAUGCACAGAAGCCUUAGGCAAAGAAGCCGUUUUCAUUACUCAUAAGAGAGCUUAUAUAGGGGAGAAGCCCUAUGAGUGGAGUGAUUCUGGCUCAGACUUCAUCCAGAUGUCAAAUUUUAGUGUAUACCAGAGAUCACAAAUGGAAUUGAAGCCCUUUGAAUGCAGCGAAUGUGGAAAAUCCUUCUGUAAAAAGUCAAAAUUCAUUAUACAUCAGAGGGCUCACACAGGAGAGAAACCUUAUGAAUGUAAUGUAUGUGGGAAAUCCUUCAGCCAAAAAGGGACCCUCACUGUUCAUCGGAGAUCACACUUAGAGGAGAAGCCCUAUAAAUGUAAUGAGUGUGGGAAAACCUUCUGUCAGAAGUUACAUCUCACUCAACACCUGAGGACUCAUUCAGGCGAGAAACCCUAUGAAUGUAAUGAAUGUGGGAAAACCUUCUGCCAAAAGACACAUCUCACCUUACACCAGAGAAAUCAUUCAGGAGAGAGACCCUAUCCAUGUAACGAGUGUGGGAAAUCCUUUUCACGCAAGUCAGCCCUCAGUGACCAUCAGAGAACGCACACAGGAGAGAAACUUUAUAAAUGUAAUGAGUGUGGGAAAUCCUACUACCGAAAGUCUACCCUCAUUACACAUCAGAGAACUCACACAGGAGAGAAACCCUAUCAGUGUAGUGAAUGUGGGAAAUUCUUUUCUCGGGUGUCAUACCUCACUAUCCAUUAUAGAAGUCAUUUAGAGGAGAAGCCCUAUGAAUGUAAUGAAUGUGGCAAGACCUUCAAUCUAAAUUCGGCCUUCAUUAGACAUCGGAAAGUUCACACAGAUGAGAAACCCCACGAAUGUAGUGAGUGUGGAAAGUUGUCAUAUCUCACUGACCAUCACACAGCCCCUUUAGGAGAGAAACCCUAUGAAUGUAGUGAGUGUGGAAAAACCUUCCUUGAAAAUUCAGCCUUCAGUGGGCUCCAGUCACUUCCCAAAGGAGAGAAAUCCUAUGAGUGUAAUAUAUGUGGAAAAUUGUUUUCUGAGUUGUCAUACUAUACAGUACAUUAUAGGAGUCAUUCAGAAGAGAAGCCCUAUGGAUGUAAUGAAUGUGGGAAAACCUUCUCCCACAACUCAUCCCUCUUUAGACAUCAAAGAGUACACACAGGAGAGAAACCCUACGAGUGUUAUGAAUGUGGGAAGUUUUUCUCUCAGAAGUCUUAUCUCACUAUACAUCAUAGAAUUCAUUCAGGAGAGAAGCCCUACGAGUGCAGUAAGUGUGGAAAAGUUUUCUCUCGGAUGUCAAACCUCACCGUACACUAUAGAAGCCAUUCAGGAGAGAAGCCCUAUGAAUGUAACGAAUGUGGGAAAGUCUUUUCUCAGAAGUCAUACCUCACUGUACAUUAUAGGACUCAUUCAGGAGAGAAGCCCUAUGAAUGUAAUGAAUGUGGGAAAAAAUUCCACCACAGAUCAGCUUUCAAUAGCCAUCAAAGAAUUCACAGGAGAGGGAAUAUGAACGUACUUGACGUGGGAAGUCUUCUCUGACGUCAAAUCUCAUUUUAGAAAACCCUCUGCACAUAAUGAGUAUGGGAAAUCCAGUUGGGAGUCACAUAUCACUGAGAGUUCAUGUGAGGCAAAGCAUUUAGGCAUUAGAUUGAGUUUAAUCUGAUUUUUCACAGAGGAGUAGCCCUAAAAGUGCAGCAAGAAGCAAAGCCUUUAGGAAGACCCUACAACUUGUUGGACACUAGACAAUUUAUACAAGAGUGAAACUAUAUAAAUAUUUAAUAUUUAUUUUGGAUUCCAAUUAUAUUUACAUAUCAGGGAAUCAUGCCAAGUCAAAAUCUAUCAAGGUGAUGAAUGUGGAAACAUGUUUUGAAAAUUAUUAUACCAAAAGCCAUAUUUCUGAUAUAAAAUCAAAUGUUUAUAAGAAAGGUAUCAGAAGCUGUUAGCUCCGAAAUAAACCCUCAUUGCAGACAAUGAAGUUUUAAAAUCUUUGGGAGUCCAUAAUGAGGACAGUAGCAUUAAGUACAUAUAUGGCAAUUUCUUUCAUGUUUCAAAAUGUGGUUGACAGUACUUCUAUGCAAUUCUAUGCAAGUUUGGAUUUGAAUGAUUUUUGAAAAGGCAGUAUUCUUGAGUAUUAAGAUGGCAAAACAUUAAUGUAGAAUAUAUUGUUGGUGAGUUGUUUGAUAAGUACAAAAUAGUACAUAAUUUUAUAUUUAGAGGCAUUUACAAAUGAGUUUUUAGUGAGUGCUUCAUCAGUAGAGGAGCCAGUGACCUUUGUGAAGUUUCCAACUGCAUUUGAGCAAAAAUAUUUUUAAAAUGCUAUUUUCAUAAACUAUGCAUAGAUCAUAGUCGGUUCAGUGAAGGACAGCUCUACUGCUCAUACUCUAUAAGAUAUGUCCAGCUCUCCUGCCACUCAUUUUUAACCCAUAGGUUUAAGUGUGCACUCUGCCACUGUCAUGUAAUUCAGAAAUCUUAUUUGUGCUUUUAUUUGAUUUGAAUACAGUGUCAUUAUUUUGUACACUGCCUCUUAUUCCCAAUAUUUUGGAACAAAUUGUAAAUACAAGUUUCUAGCAGACAUUUUCAGUUGAUUAACUCUGAUGUCCUUUCUCCCUGAUUACUUGCUGUAAGAGUUCAGGUAUCUACCAUUUCUUCACAUGACACAGAGGGUAAAUCCUGAGUAAUCUAAAACCAAUCAUGAUAAUUUCAUUCUAAUUGCCAGAAACCCAUUUAUAGUGGUUACACGACCAGUUCCCUGAACCGAAAAAACAAAUGUGUUCUGGAUUCUGGAAAAAAGAUAGAUAAAAACAGUGAUCAAAUGGAUCUUACUCCAGGAAUGUGAGAGUAUUUUAAUAAUAAAAUGCCAAUCACUGUAACAUA